This is a messenger RNA of Penicillium odoratum, 378 nucleotides long. RefSeq lists its product as uncharacterized. Lineage: Eukaryota; Fungi; Ascomycota; Eurotiomycetes; Eurotiales; Aspergillaceae. Bases 1 to 378 code for a protein of 125 amino acids. The transcript has a single exon. The record is from RefSeq and is a predicted model, not a curated record.
AUGGACAUGUACCUCAAAGACAGCCAAGUGAAGAUCGAUGUCUACGAGCACCCAUCCAACGAUCUUGCACUUUCCCAAUCUUUCACUCCAAGUGAUACUGCAAGCCAAUACUUUGCUCAGGAGAAUGAUCGCGCUCAAGAGGUCUUACAGACUGUACCAGCUUCGGAGACAGACAACACGGACGCCUCGAUGCCAGGAAAGAGGGAGAGGUGUCCACCGAGCAACAGCUUGUUGAUGAGAGACGCAACUGCUUUUGAUAAGCGUGUCUCUAGGUGCUACCAGUUCUGUGGGACGAUUGCCAACUGUCGUGGAAACAAUGGAUGUCCUCACUGCUACGCCGUUCGACAAGGUUGUUUGUGGCAGAAAUGGUGUCGCUAG